AUGAGAGCAACUGACACUUUUUUUCUCGCUAGCUUUUUUAUCUUCUGUGUAGAACUAACUUGCUUCACUGGAGGUGUCCCACAUCCAGCCAAAGUAAAACCUGGUAUCUGUCCAUACACUGAUGCCAUCUGUCAUGGAGGACCUAUUGGAAAUCGAUGCAAGCAAGAUGACCAGUGUCCGGGUGCAAGAAAAUGCUGUCCUGGCUCUUGUGGGCAAGCCUGCUUGUUACCAGAGAACGUGAAACCAGGAGUCUGUCCAGUGCAAUACACAGUUUGCCGAGCAGCCUUUGAUGUAUGCGAGAAGGAUGAUGAAUGUCCAGGAAUAAAAAGAUGCUGUGAGGGUAAUUGUGGGACAGUGUGUCGCACACCAGAAAAAGAAAAACCAAAUAAAUGCCCAAAAGAUAUUAUAAAAUGUCCAACUAAAGGACCAUAUGAAUGUAAUAAUGACUCUGAGUGCAAAAAGAAGAAAAAAUGCUGCUUCUUAAAGUGUGCCUUGCGCUGUGUGGAACCAUAUUAA
This is a messenger RNA of Protobothrops mucrosquamatus (brown spotted pit viper), 516 nucleotides long. RefSeq names its product WAP four-disulfide core domain protein 5-like. The coding region runs from base 1 to 516 and encodes 171 amino acids. Gene Ontology annotation, biological process: antibacterial humoral response; innate immune response. Gene Ontology annotation, cellular component: extracellular region. The transcript has 4 exons. NCBI's taxonomy places the organism in Eukaryota, Metazoa, Chordata, Lepidosauria, Squamata, Viperidae. Gene Ontology annotation, molecular function: peptidase inhibitor activity. The record is from RefSeq and is a predicted model, not a curated record.